Messenger RNA from Amborella trichopoda, 2075 nucleotides. NCBI's taxonomy places the organism in Eukaryota, Viridiplantae, Streptophyta, Magnoliopsida, Amborellales, Amborellaceae. The record is from RefSeq and is a predicted model, not a curated record.
CUGCAAUUAAAAGUUUAUUUUUGUGCUCAAUAAUUCAGGAAUUGUAUUCGAUUCCCUUUUCUCUCUCGUAUUGAUCAUCUUCUUAUAAGUUUAAUGGAGUUUUAGGGUUUCUUGUUGCACUGGCUGUGCUCAAAUUGAGUGUUCUUAGCACUUGUUGUUUCUCGGGUAUCUUUUGUUUUACAUUUCUUAGCGACCCUAGGGUUGAGCAAUUCCUUGACAUUUCUCAGUUUCAGUGUCUGAUUGGGGAAAUUCCUAGGUUUUACUCUUGUUUAUUCUAGGGUUCUGAACCAGAAGUCUGCAAUAAUGCAGUCUCUUUCAUGGAAAACAGUUGCAGUCGACUAUGGACGCUUACACAAGUUCAAAAUGCAGAAGGAAGCAAGAGGGUUUCACUUGAAGCAUUUUGAUCGAAGCAGACUGGAUGUUAGAGGUUCAGCUGCUUUGUCUUCUCAGAGUUUACAAUCUGUUCAAACACAGAGCCAACAAUCUUUGGACACAGUUCGUGUUGGUGUUCUAGGAGCUAGUGGUUAUACUGGUUCAGAGAUAGUGAGACUUCUGGCAAACCAUCCUUACUUUGAUAUCACCCUGAUGACUGCUGAUAGAAAAGCUGGUCUCUCUCUAGCAACUGUAUUUCCUCACUUAAUCACACAAGAUUUACCAAGUUUGAUUGCUGUUAAAGAUGCUGAUUUCUCUGAUGUGGAUGCUGUAUUCUGCUGUUUACCUCAUGGAACUACCCAGGAGAUCAUCAAAGCACUUCCAAGGGGCCUGAAGGUUGUUGAUCUCUCUGCGGACUUCAGGCUUCGUAGUGUAGAUGAAUAUGAGGAAUGGUAUGGUCAACCUCACAGGGCAACUGAAUUGCAGAAAGAAGCUGUAUAUGGGUUGACGGAGAUUUUGAGGGAUGAAAUCCGAAAUGCGCGAUUAGUUGCUAAUCCUGGUUGUUAUCCAACAUCUGUUCAACUCCCUCUCGUUCCCUUACUCAAGGCAAAGCUAAUAGAAACAAGAAAUAUCAUCAUUGAUUCAAAGUCUGGUGUGAGUGGUGCAGGACGUGGAGCCAAAGAAGCUAAUCUAUACACAGAAAUUGCAGAAGGAAUACAUUCUUAUGGAAUCACUAGGCAUCGGCAUGUUCCAGAAAUUGAGCAAGGCCUUUCUGAUGCUUCAAAUUCAAAAGUAACAAUCAGCUUCACUCCUCAUCUAAUGCCAAUGAGCCGAGGAAUGCAGUCUACUGUGUAUGUGGAAAUGGCUUCUGGUGUUACAGUUGAAGAUCUCCAUCAGCAGUUGAGCAUAACUUAUAAGGAUGAAGAGUUUGUUGUUUUGUUGGAGAGAGGAGCUGUGCCUCACACUCGAAAUGUCCGGGGAUCAAAUUACUGCUUUAUGAAUGUCUUUGACGAUCGAAUACCUGGAAGAGCAAUCAUAAUUUCUGUUAUUGAUAACCUUGUAAAGGGGGCUUCUGGUCAAGCACUACAGAACCUGAAUGUAAUGGUGGGAUUACCUGAAAACACUGGGCUUCUUCAGCAGCCGCUCUUUCCUUGAUAUUAUUGCUUUUGUUAGACCAUCGCAAUAAGGCAACGCCAUGGCAACGAUGUCCCUCUCCUCCCCAUCGUUUGCCGGCAAGGCGGUGUUUGUGAGCACGCAAUCCUAAUUCGGAAUUGGUGUCCAUGGUGAUGGAAGAGUGAGCAUGAGGAAGAUUGCUAGCAAGGCCCCAACAUCUGGAAGCCCGUUGUAUGGCCCCGACAAAGUUAGGUACCUUGGCCCGUUCUUUGGGGAGCUUCCAUCCUACCUCACCGGGGAGUCCCCGGUGACAACAGGUGGGACACUGCUGGCCUCUUUGCCGACCACGAGACCUUCACCAAGAACAGAGAGCUCGAGGUCAUCCACUGCAGGUGGGCCAUGCUCGAAGCUAUGGGAUGCAUGUAUUGGAUUUGGUGAUAUCCAAAAUCACCUAUAAGGAAAUCCUAUAUUAUGUGAGAUUGAGAUAUUCCUAUAUUAUGCGUGAUUGAGAUAUUUUCUUAUUAUAUGAGAUUGAUAUUGAUAUUUGAUAAGUUUCUUAAAGGAAAUGGAAAUGCAAAAAGAUUAAGUCU